CCGCAAUGUUUACAAACAACGGCAUACCGCUGUGAGAGAAAAAGGAUGAUCCUGUUCACCAGGUUGUCUCCGCUUGAGAUAACCCUGUUGGAGGAGGCCUGUGGGAUGACCUAGGAAGUCGUGGCUCAGGCAGAUCGAUCAAACCUGUCGCGAGGAGCUUGAGAUGGGCCGAGUCCCUACCGGGCGGCUUACCGUGAGAGAUCCUUGACUGUUUUUUGCGGUGUGUACCAGGAAGCCUAAGAUGGCCUGGGCAAGAGUAGGACGGUACCAGUGGCUCAGUGGAGCUUCCCUAAUGCUGCUGCUUGCAGACCUCGUACUGAAUGCCAUCUUUCUUGUCUUUACACACAGCACUCUGUUAACAUUGUUGAUUUACAUAAUCCAGGAUGUGUGCCUUGUGUUUUCACUAAUUCUGCUCUUCCUGGCCCUGUUUUCAACAACGCUCUCUCAGGCUGGCCUUAUUGGAGAACUCUUUCAAAAGUUUCGCUGGUGUAUUAUAGCAGCUGUACUGUAUCUUGGCCUUUCUUUGGGUUUCCACUCAUGGUCUCUCAAGCAGCAAUGGGAGGAACCUGGGAAAUACAUCUGGGCUCAUGGAAUGGUUGCUCUCUUCACACUUCAGCGAGUCGCUGGUGGAAUCCAUUAUUACCUCUACAAGAGAACAAUCUUACAGCUAUCUGAUAAGAACUUUUAUGCUCAGUUACCAGUUGGUGACAGUAAAUAAAUAUAAUUUGAAUCUCUUCUUUCUCAAAGAAGGAAUAUUUAUAUAUUUUUUUCCGGAUUACAAAAUAUUGUGUUAAUGUGCACAUACAUGAUACAUGAUAGGUAGCUAGAUAGAUAUAUAGAUAUAUUAUACCAUAUACAGAGGCAAAUCAUAAUGUUUAAUAUAUAUUGGUAAUGUUAAAUAUCCACCAGUAUAGAUAAUAUUAGCAUACUAUGUAUGUAGUGCAUUUAGUACAUAUGGGUACAUAUGUAUGAGGCAGCUGAGGAAGCAUGGAUCUCUACUAGUAAAGCUCUGUUGGAAAUAGUCCGUCCACACUAAUGUUUAUUAAAUAAUAGUUUCUUAAUACAAUAUGAUAAAAUGUAUGCAGAGAAAUAAAAUGUGUUAGCACUGUCUACAAAAAUAUAUACAUGUUCAAUAAAAUAUAUCUUGUCUAAGAAAUGCACUUUUCCUCUCCCUUUUUACUUUUUUUCUCCUGCAUUUCAAUUGUCUUUGAUUAUGACUUGAUUCGUCCAAUACAACAGACAACAACUAUUAUACUGGGGAUCCAUAAACCAUGCCAAGUUUUUUAUAUUCAUAGUUGGCAUUGCACAUCGUUAACCCCUUGGAUCGUUGGACCCUCUGUCAUGAAAAAUUUUGGCUUGUGGGUAGGGUGACAUGAACAUGCCGUCAUAGAAAAAUUUAGCUAAUGGCUGGGAUGACAGGAACAUGCUGUCCUAAGAAUUUUGUCUGAAGGGAAGUUUAAUAGUUAAUGUUUGAAACAAACAAAUAUGAUAGAUAUCAAAGGACAUAUAGCACUAUGGUAAAUUAUUGUUGCAAAAAGGGUAAAUAUGAGGAUAAAAUGUGUUAGAUGUCAAAGGUUAUAGUGUUAUAUUAUAGUAUGAUUGGGGAAAGGGAAAGAUGGGGUGCAAAUGAAGUAUAUUGGAGAUGAGUAAAAGAAAGGGUUUGAGACAUAGGACAAUUGGAUGAAAUGGGUAAGCUACAUUGUUCGAGGAAAAUUGGUAAAAAAGUUAUUAUGAAACAACGGGUAAUAUUGUUAGAGAAGUAUAAGAAGAAUCCAAUGACUGAGAUAAGGGGACUGGGGAGGGUGGUGAAGUAUCAGGAAGAAUAUGGGGAGUGGAGGGAUCCGGAGGAGGAAACUGUUGCAACAGAAGGGAUUCAUGUGAGUAUCCAGGUGAGUGAGGUAAGGAUAAUGGGGAAAGAAGAAGGAAUGGUGCACAUGGAAAAGGAGAGGAAGGGGUGUGUUGGGGAAGGGGAACUUGAGGGGGAGGAGAAUGGAUAUCUGCAAAUAAUUUGAGUAGAGGGAAUAGGAACAGGGAUUGGAGGGUGGAUGAGGGAGCAGAAUAUUCUCUUGGAUCAUGUCUAUGAAUUUGAAUUCACAAGUUUCAAGAGAGGAGUUAGGUGGGGAGGUCUGAAAAACAAAUGUUCCUUUGUGAGGAGAAGCAUCAUAGUUAUUUGAGGAGUAGAGGAAGAGGAGGGUGCUUGUGUUUGUGCUUGUGGUAGGCGAAGAGUGGAACAUUUAGGUUGUCAGGUGCAACAGGUAAAGUGAGGUGGGUUAGGUAUUUGAAAAUUGGUAGAGAUUGGAGUAUCUGGAUUUAGACGAAAAGGAAUUUGACUGAAGGAGAGGGGGAGUACAGGUAGGAUGAUUCAGGGUAGAUACUGAGACAUCUUGAGAUGGGAGGGGAGCAUAGCAAAGGACAGUUUUGGAAUAGACAGAGAGAGAAAAACCUCACCGUUGUGC
Molecule: messenger RNA, 2456 nt
Organism: Penaeus vannamei (Pacific white shrimp)
Lineage: Eukaryota; Metazoa; Arthropoda; Malacostraca; Decapoda; Penaeidae
Product: transmembrane protein 138
Cellular component (GO): cilium
Source: RefSeq, a predicted model, not a curated record